AUGGGCGACGCUGUCGGCGAUAAGCUGAAGGUGCUCGAAAUAGAUUCCUGUCCGCGAAUAACCGAGUUUGGACUUGCCCACGUCGUCAAAUUUCCGUACGUUUUUAACACGGCCUUGUGUUAUGUGACGAAGAAUCUGCUUCUUUAGAAUUUGAAACAACAACAUUUCUUUUUCAUUUUUGUUUUGACAGAAAGAGCUACCGUGGUAAACCUUUUCGACUUGUGCUGUUAUCGAAAAAAUACAUUUUUCAGGGCUCUCAAAGAACUGAAACUACAGAACCUGAAAAGCGUCCAUGGAAAAGAGAAAGUCCACGAGAAACUGAAGCGCGCGCUUCCAAACACUAACAUCAACUUCAACGUUUGA
Molecule: messenger RNA, 363 nt
Organism: Caenorhabditis auriculariae
Lineage: Eukaryota; Metazoa; Nematoda; Chromadorea; Rhabditida; Rhabditidae
Source: the annotation of a GenBank genome assembly